Messenger RNA from Fragaria vesca subsp. vesca, 1690 nucleotides. RefSeq names its product U-box domain-containing protein 21-like. The coding region runs from base 148 to 1503 and encodes 451 amino acids. NCBI's taxonomy places the organism in Eukaryota, Viridiplantae, Streptophyta, Magnoliopsida, Rosales, Rosaceae. The transcript has a single exon. Gene Ontology annotation, molecular function: ubiquitin protein ligase activity. Gene Ontology annotation, biological process: protein ubiquitination. The record is from RefSeq and is a predicted model, not a curated record.
GAACACGGCUGCGUGUGAAACCCUUCCCUACUACAACACACCAAUACAUAAAGCCCUUCACCUCCCUCCUAUAUUUCUCACAAUCACAAGCUUCAUUCUUUAGCUCUCAAUAUCUGAAAAAACUUGUACUAUACUACUAGCACUAAAAUGGUUUUGGGUUGGAGAAGAAGGCGCAGCACCACCAGCCACCGUGCCACCGCAGCGAAGAAGCAGCCUUCGCCUGGCAACCUCGACAUGGACCAACUCGUGAUCCCAAAGCAUUUUCUCUGUCCGAUAUCUCUUGACUUGAUGAAAGAUCCGGUCACAUUGUCCUCCGGGAUAACCUACGAUCGGCAAAGCAUUGACACGUGGUUGGAAGCCGGGAACUUCAAGUGUCCGGUGACGAAUCAGGUGCUGAGAAACUUUGAUAUGAUUCCUAACCAUACUCUCCGAACAAUGAUCCAAGAAUGGAGCUCUCAGAACCAACGCUUCGGCAUUCACCGUGUUCCAACUCCUAGAGUUCCCAUCAUGGCAGUUGAGGUGUCCGAGAUUCUGUAUAGCAUCACAGCCUCAGCGAGACGCGUGGAUCAAAAUGGCUGCUUAGAGAGCGUGCAGAGGAUCAAGAAAUGGGCGGGUGAGGGUGACCGGAACAAGAGGUGCAUCGUGGAGAAUGGAGCGGCCUCUGUUCUUGCAUCUGCAUUUGAUGCUUUUGCUAGCGAUGGCAUAAAGAAAAAUGGUCGGCUGUGUGAAGAAAUCUUAUCAGCUUUGAGUUGGAUGUUGUUUCAGUCAUUAGAUGAAGAAACCCAAAAGUACUUGGGAUCUCAUGCUUCUUUGGAUUGCUUGGUUUGGUUCCUCAAGGGUGAUAAAGAUCCUUUGGUGAAGCAAAACUCGAUUCUUGUAUUGAAAGAGCUUCUGUCUAGUUGCAAUGAUCAGAACAAACGUGCAGUUGAAGCAUUGGCAGAGAUUGAAGGAGUCAGUAAGAUACUUUUCGAUUUCAUCAAGGGGAAAGUUUCCAUGACAAUUACCAAGGCUUCUUUAACAGUAGUCUUCUACUUGGUUUCAUUCAGUGAGAAGUUCAGAUCAGCAUUCUUGGAGAUGGGUGUGGUUUCCCUUUUGUUAGAGACCAUUCUCGACUCGGAGAAUGGCAUAACCGAGAGGGCUUUGUAUAUUUUGGAUUGUCUUUGUGACUGCAAAGAAGGGAGAGAGCAGGCCUAUGCUAAUGCUUUGACUAUACCAGUUUUGGUGAAGAAGAUUUUGAGGGUGUCGGAAAUGGCAACCGAGCAUUCAAUCUCUGCUGUUUGGAAGCUGUGCAAGAAUGCGACUAGGCAAGAAGAGAGAGUACUUGUUGAGGCUCUUCAAGUUGGUGCAUUUCAGAAGCUGUUGCUGGUUUUACAAAUUCGUUGCGCAGGCGAAUAUGGCACAAAGGAUAAAGCAACUGAGCUUUUGAAGCUCUUGAAUCCAUACAGAGCUGGAUUGGAAUGCAUCGAGUCUGUAGAUUUCAAGAGUAUUAGAAGGUCAUUCUGAGAUUCUUUACAAAGAGAAAUUCUGUUCUUUGAUUUCUUUCUACUAAUUUAUACUUCAUCAAUUUGAUGAACACAAUCAUUGCAGACUGUUAAUUUGUUAGAAUAAUAAUUUGUUCUCCAGAGUUGUACAAUACUGCUAUUAAGUGGAAUUAAGAAAUGACAUACUAUUCAUUACUGAAUGUUUCUCA